GGAGGCGUAAGAGCUGAGCUAGUUGUUAAUCAAAUUCAAGAGAAGGGGACUACCUUGGGCGCCAAAAUCACCAGAUCUUUCUGAGGAUAGGAAGUCGAGCUUAAGGAUAAUUUAAAAUCUUAGCUUGAGAAGCACUCCACGUUAAGAAAUUAGGGGCUGUUGCUUAGUAAUUGAAAUUGAAACUUGAAGUUGAAAUGGCUUCUGCUUCCGCUUCAACCCAGUGCUUUGUUCAGUCACGCUUCCCAUUCAGGGAAUCUCAUCAUCAUAAUAACAGGAUUGUACAGCUUCACCAGUUACCAAAAACCCUGCUCUCUCUUUCUUCUGCCAAAGCUGCUGCAUUUGCAAUUGAGAGGAAGGAGCAUUCCUGUUUUGCGCAAACUGCGGCUGUUCGCCAUCUCGUGGGUUCCGUUACCACUGCUCACGGCCUUCGUUUCGCAGUGGUUGUAGCGCGAUUUAAUGAGAUUAUCACAAAGCCACUGCUAGAGGGAGCUUUAGCUACUUUCAAGGAUUAUUCAGUUCAAGAAGAGGACAUUGAUGUGGUAUGGGUUCCUGGUAGCUUUGAAAUUGGUGUAGUUGCACAGAGGCUUGGAAGUUCGGGGAGAUAUGAUGCAGUUUUAUGCAUUGGAGCUGUGAUAAGAGGUGAUACAACCCACUAUGAUGCUGUUGCAAAUUCAGCGGCAUCUGGAGUACUAUCAGCUGGUUUAAAAUCAGGUGUUCCAUGCAUAUUUGGUGUCUUAACUUGUGAUAAUAUGGAGCAGGCUUUAAACCGAGCUGGUGGUAAAUCUGGAAAUAAGGGUGCGGAGACUGCCUUGACAGCUAUUGAAAUGGCUUCUCUGUUUGUGCACCAAUUGAAGUAGUGUAUCGUGACUCUUGACUCUUAAGGAGAGGGGCAGAUAAUAUAUUUUUAAUUCGGCCAGCAAUCUCUGUUAUGGGUGAGCUUGGUCUUGUUCCCUUUUUGACUGCUAGAAAAUAUGUGUGUAGCAUCAUCAGACAUGGUAGCCAUAUUGUCCCAACUCCCAAACUUAGGGUUUAUGUUGAUUUACUAAAGCCCCGCCAAUUGAAUCUUAAAAACAAACAAGAAGUGAGUUUAAAAAGUUUUGAAUAAAGUGUUUCUCUCUUGCUUCAC
This is a messenger RNA of Fragaria vesca subsp. vesca, 1126 nucleotides long. Its product is annotated as 6,7-dimethyl-8-ribityllumazine synthase, chloroplastic-like. The record is from RefSeq and is a predicted model, not a curated record. Lineage: Eukaryota; Viridiplantae; Streptophyta; Magnoliopsida; Rosales; Rosaceae. Gene Ontology annotation, molecular function: 6,7-dimethyl-8-ribityllumazine synthase activity. The transcript has 10 exons. Gene Ontology annotation, biological process: riboflavin biosynthetic process. Gene Ontology annotation, cellular component: riboflavin synthase complex; intracellular anatomical structure. The coding region runs from base 195 to 857 and encodes 220 amino acids.